Messenger RNA from Anolis sagrei ordinatus, 2339 nucleotides. Its product is annotated as solute carrier organic anion transporter family member 1B1-like. Gene Ontology annotation, cellular component: plasma membrane. The record is from RefSeq and is a predicted model, not a curated record. Gene Ontology annotation, molecular function: protein binding; bile acid transmembrane transporter activity. Gene Ontology annotation, biological process: bile acid and bile salt transport; transmembrane transport; sodium-independent organic anion transport. Lineage: Eukaryota; Metazoa; Chordata; Lepidosauria; Squamata; Anolidae.
AUGAUUUCCCAUAUGAACCUCAGGACUGCUUGGCUUGCCUUUAAGGGGAAAUGUUGCACAAAACAGCACAUUAAAUGAUGCCAUAGCCACCAGAUCGGCAAGGCAGGGAAAUCACUCAAGAUAAGAAAUCAUGAAGGUUGUAGAAUUGGAGAACAUGUCCAAAUCUACCAUGGAAGCAAAAGCUGAAACACAGUCUGUGGAGGAGAAAGCUGUCCAGAAACCACCUGCCAAGACAAAGACUUCUUGUUGCAAUGGACUCAAGGCCUUCCUUGCUGCUUUGGCAUUUACCUACUUCAGCAAAGUCUUUUCAGGAGCCAUGAUGAAAAGCUCCUUCACACAGUUAGAAAGAAGAUUUGGCAUUUCCUCUUCUACAGCUGGCUUCAUGGAUGGGGGCUUUGAAAUGGGGAAUUUACUGGUAAUUGCAUUUGUGAGUUACUUUGGGGCAAAAUUUCACCGACCAAGGGCAAUCGCUAUUGGCUGUUUUAUCAUGUCACUUGGAAGCCUUGUAACAGCAAUGCCUCACUUCGUCAUGGGAUAUUAUAAAUAUGAUACAUUAUCAAGAACAUCAGAGAAUUCAUCUUCCAGUCUCUCUCCUUGCUUAGCAAAUCAAGCAGAAGUAGGAUUGGAAAGAAGUUCAGGUUCAGACUGCAAUGAAGAAAUUACAUCUUAUGCAUGGAUUUUUGUUUUGAUGGGCAAUGUACUACGUGGAAUUGGUGAAACACCAAUAACUCCUCUGGGCAUUUCUUACCUUGAUGAUUUCUCUAGGGAAGAAGAUACUCCCUUUUAUGUUGGAAUUUUACACACCAUAGCAAUGAUUGGCCCAAUGGUUGGCUACCUUUUGGGAUCUCUCUUAGCCAGAAUAUAUGUUGAUGUUGGCUUUGUGGAUUUAGGUACAAUUACUAUAACUCCAACUGACUCCCGUUGGGUAGGUGCAUGGUGGCUGGGCUUUUUAGCAGGUGCUGUCAUGAACCUGAUUUCUGGUAUCCCCUUCUUGUUCUUGCCUAAAAGUCUGGACAAAGAAGAAGGGGUUGCUCCUGGAACAAAAAAAGUGGACAACAUAAAAAUGAAAGAGCAAAAUCAUGAAAGCCACAGACAAGUGACUGAACCUCAACAAGAAGCAGACAACUCAAGAAACCUGAAAGGGUUUUUCAAAUCCAUGAAGAGAGUUUUGAGCAAUAAAAGAUACGUCACCCUGAUGUGCAUAACACUGAUGCAGUUUAGCAGCUUCAUUGGUUAUUUGACAUACAGUCCCAAAUAUAUGGAACAACAGUAUGGUCUACCAGCAUCCAAGGCUAAUUUGGUAACAGGAGUCGCCAUUUUACCCGCUGUCAGCAUUGGGAUAUUUACAGGAGGUCUCAUCAUGAAAAAAUACAAACUGAACAUUAUCGCUGCAACAAAAAUGGCAUUUACAGCAUCGUUUAUAGCCUUUGCAUUUUCACUUUUCUAUGUGAUAGUGGGCUGUGACAACCGCAUAGUGGCUGGAUUGACAGUCUCCUAUGAUGGGCAACCAAUUACACGGGACUCCGUUCUUUUAUCUUCACCCUGCAACUUUGACUGCCAAUGCUCCACAAACCAGUGGGAUCCUGUCUGUGGAGACAAUGGAAUCACAUAUGUGUCAGCAUGCUUUGCUGGCUGCAAAGACGUAACAGGAACCAGAAAAGAAACUGUUUUCCAUAACUGUAGUUGCAUUGAAAGGAUGGAUUCUGUAGCACAAAAUUUCUCAGCAGUUUUGGGAGAAUGUCCAAGGAAUGAUGGCUGUGCAAGGAAAUUUAUUUAUUACAGCGUUAUCAAAGUAGCAAGUUCCUUUUUCUAUGCAUUAGGAGGGGUUCCGUUUUUCAUGAUCAUGAUUAGAAAUGUAGAACCAGACCUGAAGUCAUUGGCAGUUGGUUUCCAUAUGCUUGUGAUGCGAGCUUUGGCUGGAAUUCCAGCCCCUGCUUAUUUUGGUGCAGUAAUAGACAGGGCUUGCUUAAAGUGGGCCAACACUGGCUGUAGUCGCCAAGGAGCCUGCAGGCUGUAUGACGCCACAUUGUACAGAUAUUCUUUCUUUGGCCUUAUAUACGCCUUGAGAGCUCCAUCUUAUUUGCUGGCCAUAGUGUUCUUUAUUAUUGUAAAGAAGCAUUUUGAAAGACAAAAGGCGGUUGCUGCUGAAAAUGGGUUGAAAGAUGGAGAACCGCUGAAUGGAGAAAUAAAGCCAAGUGACAUUGAACGUACGGCGGGCCCUUCUGCAGCAGGCAUGGACACUUGCCUAUAAGAACUUCUAGUUGGACAACAAUGGAUGGAUCAUGGAACCAUCUUGAUUAUAUAAGCAUAGCAAAUAAUAAAUUGACCACAAAGCCAUA